CCUCGGUCUCAAAAGCUCGCACAUUUUUACUUGCUCUUUGUUAGGAACCCUCAAAUUUGCAGCGCCAACGGUUGGUUCCCACGGCUGCACGCCGCCGCUUCCAGCUUUCCCCUCCGCCGGAGAGAACGCCGUCAGCCACCGCGUCAGCCCCCGGAAAAUCGUGCUGCACCCCAGCACAGCACAGCUUUACCACGAGCGGUCCACCUCCUCGUCGAUCACCACUUUGCACAGAAUUUUCGUAGCAGAGCGAAAUGGAGGUGCCUCCAAUUGACAAGGAGAUUUCUGAGGAGUUAGAUUUGAGAAUAAAGAAGUACCUUAGAGGCGGUGCUGCGAAUUUGAAGGGUUUAGAAGAUAAAAAGCUCAAAGGUCAACUUGCCCAUAGAGAAAACUUGUUUGGGAAAUCUGCCAAAGCUGCUGCUAAGUAUGAGAAGUGGCUUAUGCCAAGUGAGGGAGGGUAUUUGGAGGCUGAUGGUCCAGUAGAGAAAACAUGGAGAAUCAAGCAAGAAGAUAUUGGGCGUGCAGUAGAUAUCUUGAGUGCAAGGAAUCAACAUGAUGUUAUUUUACCAGAAUUUGGUCCGUACACAAUGGAUUUUACCUCGAGUGGUCAAUAUAUGGCUGUUGCUGGACGCAAGGGCCACCUGGCUAUUGUUGACAUGAAGAAUUUGGAAGUACGGAAAGAGUUUCAGGUUAGAGAAACAGUGCGUGAUGUGGUAUUCUUGCACCAUCAGUUGUUCUUUGCUGCUGCUCAGAAAAAAUAUACAUACAUUUAUCGUCCAGAGGGUGUAGAAGUUCAUUGCCUAAAGGAACAUGGUGCAGUGUUAAGGCUUCAGUAUCUGAAAAACCACUUCCUCUUGGUAUCCAUAAACAAAUUUGGGCAGCUCCAUUAUGAAGAUGUAUCAAUGGGUGCUAUGGUAAAUAAUUUCCGGACCGGCUUAGGCCGUACUGAUGUAAUGCGAGUGAAUCCCUACAAUGGAGUUGUUGCUUUGGGUCAUUCGGGUGGAACAGUUACCAUGUGGAAGCCCACCAGCUCUGCUCCCCUUGUCAAGAUGCUGUGCCAUCAUGGGCCUGUUUCAGCCCUGGCAUUCCAUCCUAAUGGCCAUCUCAUGGCCACAGCUGGGAAAGAUAAGAAAAUUAAGCUUUGGGACUUGAGGAAAUUUGAGGUUCUCCAGACUUUUCCGGGCCAUGCAAAGACCUUGGAUUUCAGUCAGAAAGGUUUGCUUGCAUGCGGAACUAACUCCUUUGUACAGAUUCUAUCUGAUUUGUCUGGAACUCCCAAUUAUAGCAGAUAUAUGGCUCAUUCGAUGGCGAAAGGUUACCAAAUCAAUAACUUGUUGUUUCGACCGUAUGAAGACGUUCUAGGCAUAGGGCAUUCCAUGGGCUGGUCUAAUAUUCUUAUUCCAGGAUCUGGGGAACCCAACUUUGAUUCUUGGGUGGCUAACCCAUUUGAAACAAGCAAACAGCGGGGAGAGAAGGAAGUGCACCAUCUUCUCGACAAGCUUCCACCGGAGACAAUUAUGCUGGACCCUUCAAAGAUCGGUACAGUGAGGCCGGCAAGGAGGAGAGAGAAGCCAACAAAGAAGGAAAGAGAGGCGGAGAUGGAAGCUACCUUAGAAGAUGUCAAGGGCAACAUUACCCUGAAGAAGAAAACAAAGGGAAGGAAUAAAUCAAGCAAGAGGGCAAAAAAGAAAGAGGAGAUUGUUGCUAAAGCUAAAAGGCCUUUCUUGGAGGACAUGCAGGAAGAACAAUUGUCCAGAAAGAAGCAGAAAAUAAGUGAGGAAGUUGAGCUUCCGAAAUCUUUGCAGCGGUUUGCUCAUAAGAAAGCAUCAACUUGAUUUUGCUAGUCUAGUCAAGAAAUUGGUUUUAUUUGCCGAUUAGCUCAUUUUUGAAAUAGCUUUGGUGCCCCAAAAGUUUUGGCAUACAUUACUUUUAAGUUUAAGAGCGCUCCAUCAUUUGGGUCCCCAACAAUUACUUCCUAGAUCAUGAACCUCUUAAAAGCUGUAGUUUCAGUAACACAAUAAUAGACAGGACAUGACGUGAUGAUAAA
This is a messenger RNA of Alnus glutinosa, 2044 nucleotides long. RefSeq names its product probable U3 small nucleolar RNA-associated protein 7. The record is from RefSeq and is a predicted model, not a curated record. NCBI's taxonomy places the organism in Eukaryota, Viridiplantae, Streptophyta, Magnoliopsida, Fagales, Betulaceae. The coding region runs from base 252 to 1832 and encodes 526 amino acids. The transcript is spliced from 9 exons. Gene Ontology annotation, molecular function: protein binding. Gene Ontology annotation, cellular component: nucleolus; 90S preribosome; small-subunit processome. Gene Ontology annotation, biological process: maturation of SSU-rRNA from tricistronic rRNA transcript (SSU-rRNA, 5.8S rRNA, LSU-rRNA).